AUGGCUCUUCCUAGUGUUAAGCGCGCUCAUCCAGUGUUAUCAUCUAUUUAUAAUAAUGUGAGAUUCUUCAACAGCAAGGAGAUGGCCUAUUCUGAAAAACGAUUAAUUGGGUUCAGCCGCGAGCAGAUGUAUGAUGUUGUCUCGAAUGUCUCUGAGUACAACCAAUUUGUUCCAUGGUGUCGUAAGUCAAUCGUUCACCACGAGCACUCUAAUUCACAACUAGCUGAGUUGGAAAUAGGGUUUCCUCCCCUCGUUGAGAGUUAUACUAGUCGAGUUAUCCAUGUGAGACCAGCGGUUGUACAUUCGGUUUGCGUUGAUCACAAAUUGUUCAAAACGUUAGACACCACUUUCCGAUUUGGGUCUGGUAAAAGUGAUAAUCCGAACACCUGUACACUACAUUACGAUCUGACGUUCGAGUUUCAGUCCUCUCUUCAUUCAAGGAUAGCUCACCUUUUUUUCGAUCAAGUAGUUAAAACGAUGGUGACUGCUUUCUUGUCCAGAGCUGAGACCAAGUACGGAGAACCUUCAAUUAAUCAUUCUGCUCCCAAAGUCCUUCAGUACAAGUCGUAA
Auanema sp. JU1783 is the source of this 570-nucleotide messenger RNA. The record is from the annotation of a GenBank genome assembly. NCBI's taxonomy places the organism in Eukaryota, Metazoa, Nematoda, Chromadorea, Rhabditida, Rhabditidae.